This is a messenger RNA of Dioscorea cayenensis subsp. rotundata (Guinea yam), 1742 nucleotides long. Its product is annotated as S-type anion channel SLAH3-like. Gene Ontology annotation, molecular function: voltage-gated monoatomic anion channel activity. NCBI's taxonomy places the organism in Eukaryota, Viridiplantae, Streptophyta, Magnoliopsida, Dioscoreales, Dioscoreaceae. The transcript is spliced from 5 exons. The coding region runs from base 249 to 1598 and encodes 449 amino acids. The record is from RefSeq and is a predicted model, not a curated record. Gene Ontology annotation, biological process: transmembrane transport; intracellular monoatomic ion homeostasis. Gene Ontology annotation, cellular component: membrane.
AGGCUCAACAAUGGACAUGACAAGGCUCACACAAUGCAUCCACCACCGUUCGCAUGCAUUGACUCUAUCCAUUGGUACUUUAUUUGGCCUAAUAAUCUCUUCUUCUUCUUCGGCCAUUAGAGAGACACUUGACCUUUCGCCACUUCUAUACUCCUCUGUGUAUGUGUGAAUAUAAGAAGCUCCUUUUUGAACUCAUGCUUCAAGCUUUGCAUUCUAUUUAGUUCUGGUUUUUGGAUUUGAAGACAAGGAUGGAGGACAGAGCCCAUGCAAACUCAUUAAACCAUGAAUAUUCACAAGAACAAGUGGCAUCAGAAUCUUCCAAUCAAGUGAUUAAAAGAGAUACACAGUAUAAUUCUUUCAAGACUUGCUCUGGCAAACUUGAGAGACAGUUAUCAGAGUUGAUAGGAAAAACACAAGAACUAGAUUUGGAGGCUAAUGAGGCUGUGCCUGAUGUACAUCUAUAUUUCGAUGCUUUAGAAGGACCAGAAUUAGACACUCUCAAGGCGACAGAAACACUAGCUCUCCCUGAAGACAAAACAUGGCCUUUUCUUCUUCGGUUCCCGAUAUCGUCUUUCGGCAUGUGUCUUGGUGUUAGUAGCCAAGCAAUUCUCUGGAAGGCAUUAUCCACUGUUCCAUCCAUGAAAUUUCUGCAUGUCAGCUUGAAAGUGAACCUCAACCUCUGGUUCAUCUCACUUGCAUUAACAUGCAUUAUCUCAUUCAUCUACUCUUUGAAGAUUAUCUUCUACUUUGAAGCAGUGAAAAGAGAGUAUCACCAUCCAAUCAGAGUCAACUUCUUCUUUGCUCCAUGGAUAGCGUGUCUCUUCUUAGCUCUUGGUGUUCCACCAUCAGUAACACAGAACCUUCAUGUUUCUCUUUGGUAUGCUCUAAUGGCACCAAUCCUGUGCCUUGAGCUCAAAAUCUAUGGGCAGUGGAUGUCUGGAGGUCAAAGGAAGCUCUCAAAAGUUGCAAACCCAUCAAACCAUUUGUCAAUUGUGAGCAACUUUGUUGGUGCUCUGCUUGGUGCAUCAAUGGGACUAAAACAAGCCUCAAUAUUCUUCUUUUCUGUUGGCUUAGCUCACUACACUGUCCUCUUUAUCACUCUUUAUCAAAGACUUCCAACCAAUCAACCUCUCCCAAAGGAACUCCAUCCUGUCUUCUUCCUCUUUGUUGCUCCACCUAGUGUUGCUUGCAUGGCUUGGGCAAAGAUUCAGAAUCACUUUGAUUACAUCUCAAGGAUAACAUACUUCAUUGCUCUCUUCCUCUAUGCCUCUCUGGCAGUGAGAAUAAACUUUUUCAGAGGAUUCAAAUUCUCUCUUGCUUGGUGGGCAUACACUUUCCCAAUAACAGGAGCUUCAAUUGCAAACAUUAGGUACUCAAAUGAAGCAGAGAAUGUGAUAUCACCAACACUCUCUGUAGUACUCUCCUCCAUCUCAACCUUCACAGUUGCAUCUGUGUUUGUCUCCACCUUCAUCCAUGCUUUUGUUCUUCAUGACCUCAUCCCCAAUGACAUCUCCAUUGCCAUCACUCACAAGAGACCACCAAAGUUAAAGAAAAAAAAGUCCUCACAUUUCAAAUCAAUUGCUAAUGAUGCUCAUUAAUGCUAAUUCUUGCUCUUUUCUUAUCUCUUUUUUGUUUGAAGAAUAUUGAAGACCGUAUAUUAUUGGGAAAUUAACAAAAGUGACGACAAAGCAAAGAAUCCUCCGAGAAUGAUUAAUGUUGCAUGUGAUUGUUGGUGUUUUCUU